Molecule: messenger RNA, 612 nt
Organism: Rotaria sordida
Lineage: Eukaryota; Metazoa; Rotifera; Eurotatoria; Philodinida; Philodinidae
Source: the annotation of a GenBank genome assembly
AUGGUUACCUAUGACAAACUAAAUUAUUUUCCAUCAAAUGAAGAUAUUCAUCAUACAUUUACAAAUUUCAAAGACAAUCAAGUUAUUUCUUGUGUUGAUUAUUUUCCAAAAUCAAAAUAUGGUCAAUGUCAUAUUUACUCAUGUCCAUAUACGUUAACAGAUUAUGAAAAUAUAACUAAUAAUUUUCCAGGUGGAUUAUUAAAUACUGUUCAAGAAAUCGAUUUAUUUGACGAACGUCCUUUUGAACAUGAAUUUUUCAUUAAAAUUUGUCAAUCAUUUCCUUUUCUUAAAGAAUUAACGAUAAUUAAUUCCGAGCAACAAAAGUCAAAUAAUGAAAAUCAAAUAUAUUCAAUUAUUAAUUAUACUCAUCUGACUAAACUUCAUCUUCUGCAUGUUCAUGAUGAUUAUGCUGAACAAUUUUUACUUGAUACAAAAACAUAUCUACACAAUUAUAUUCAAUUGUCAAUUCAUUAUGAUCAAUUACAACGCGUAACACAAAAUUUCACAAGAAAUACAACACGAUAUAAUUCUUCAAAAGUAAAACAACUUUAUCUUUAUGAUUUAGAACAAUUACCUGAACAAUAUAAACAUUACUUUCCUUAUCUUAAAUAA